This is a messenger RNA of Lycium barbarum (goji berry), 1121 nucleotides long. RefSeq names its product ubiquinone biosynthesis protein COQ4 homolog, mitochondrial. The record is from RefSeq and is a predicted model, not a curated record. NCBI's taxonomy places the organism in Eukaryota, Viridiplantae, Streptophyta, Magnoliopsida, Solanales, Solanaceae. Bases 166 to 870 code for a protein of 234 amino acids. The transcript is spliced from 3 exons. Gene Ontology annotation, cellular component: mitochondrial inner membrane. Gene Ontology annotation, biological process: ubiquinone biosynthetic process.
AACCCCUUUAAUUGUAUAACAACUAAUCAGUAUAAUUAUAACCUUUAUUAUCCAUCUUGAAUCCUUUUAAGAUUUGUUGCCCACUAACUGUUUGUUAAAAUGCCUCAACCAAUUUUUCAUUUAUCAUUUGGCAAAUCAUGUUGAUAUAUUUUGAAUCGGAUUGCCAUGAUACAAGGUGGUCGUCUUCGGUUGAAAGGGUGGCAACAGGCUGCUGUUGCAGUUGGUUCUGCAGUUGGGGCGUUGUUAGAUCCUCGAAGAGCAGAUCUUAUUGCUGCUUUGGGUGAGACGACGGGGAAACCAGCUUUUGAUAGGGUUCUUGAAAGGAUGAAGAAGAGCCCCGAAGGCAGGGAAAUACUGUUGGAGCAACCUCGUGUGAUCUCUACAAAAGUGGGGCAUGCAUGGGACCUACCUGAUAACACUUUUGGGGCUGCAUACGCAAGGUUUAUGGGAUCUAGGAACUUUUCACCUGAUGAUCGUCCACCAGUGCGAUUCAUGGAAACUGAAGAGUUGGCAUAUGUAACUAUGCGUGCUCGUGAAGUGCAUGACUUUUGGCACACCCUUUUUGGCCUGCCAACGAACCUUAUCGGAGAAACAGCCCUAAAGGUGAUUGAGUUUGAACAGAUGCUACUCCCCAUGUGUUUGAUGUCUGUGCUAGGGGGUACAGCAAGGUUUAGUGACAAGCAAAGGAGCUUGUUCUACCAGCAUUACUUCCCAUGGGCGCUUAAGGCUGGAGCUCGUAGCACAGAUCUUAUGUGCGUGUACUAUGAAAAACAUUUUCACGAGGAUUUGGAAGAUGUUCGCCGCAAAUGGGGAAUAAUUCCAGCUCCACCUCCUCCAAGACCAAAUGCAACAAUUGUUGUACCUCUUUGAAGAGGAAUUGAAUCUAUUACCCACUCCAUGCGAUUUGCUUUAUACGAACAAAUGUAAAUAUUUACUGUCGAGUGUAGUAACACAAAGGGGGAGCAUCAUACUUGAAGACCUAUUGCAGUCGUGUUUGCAGUGUGUUGUUUCCUAUGUGCAAACCUUUUUGGUUUUUGUGAGCUAUUCUCUUUUGUUCUCAGUUCCAUUUGGUUUAGUUGUUUGUACUUUUUAAUUUUUAAGGUGGGAUGAAAUGCUCUUUU